Ipomoea triloba (trilobed morning glory) is the source of this 1717-nucleotide messenger RNA. RefSeq names its product galactoside 2-alpha-L-fucosyltransferase-like. Gene Ontology annotation, molecular function: galactoside 2-alpha-L-fucosyltransferase activity. The record is from RefSeq and is a predicted model, not a curated record. Gene Ontology annotation, cellular component: Golgi apparatus; membrane. Lineage: Eukaryota; Viridiplantae; Streptophyta; Magnoliopsida; Solanales; Convolvulaceae. The coding region runs from base 101 to 1660 and encodes 519 amino acids. Gene Ontology annotation, biological process: cell wall biogenesis; xyloglucan biosynthetic process. The transcript has 3 exons.
UUGGUCCGAUCAUCAUCACCAAAACAAGACCGCCGCCGCCGGAAACUGCAAACGUGGGCUGCCGCUGCUGCUACCGGCGGGGAUUCUGGUGGCUUUGUUGAUGAACCUAACGGGGCUACUGCUUUUCCUCUUCACCAUACCCAAAGAACCAAAGCUUUUCUAUGGCUUUUCCGGCGUGGCCAAUGCUGGGAGCCAUAAAAACGGGGUUCCAAAAUUGGAUAGGCUUCUUGGCGGGCUUUUGCAUUCUGGGUUUGAUGAAAGAUCGUGUUUAAGUAGGUAUGAAUCUGUGCAGUAUCUCAAGGAACUCAAGCGCCAGCCUUCUUCUUUCCUGAUCUCCAGGUUAAGAAGCUAUGAAGCGCUUCACCGUCGCUGCGGGCCCCACACAGAAACGUAUAACAAAACCGUGGAACGCUUCGUGUCGGAAAACCAUCAUGAGUUCUCCGACGUCGACGGCGGCGCAGAAUGUAAAUAUGUCGUUUGGAUACCUUUCAGUGGACUGGGAAACAGAAUACUCACUAUGACUUCGGCUUUCCUGUACGCCAUUCUCACCGGUAGAGUCCUCCUCGUUGAUCCUCUUGAUCACACGCCGGAUCUCUUCUGCGAACCCUUCCCCGGAACUUCAUGGUUUCUGCCGGAAAAUAAUCCGAUUACGGAGGAUUACGUCAGCAGAUUUGGCGAAAACUCGCCGUUUAGUUAUGGGAGUAUGGUGAAGAACAAUUUGAUUGACAGGUUUAAUGUUGUGUCUGAAAAACCGCCCUUUAUCCAUCUCAGUCUCACAUAUGUUAUGGAUGAGUACGAUGAACUGUUCUUCAAAGAUGAAGACCAAAUUUUUCUGCAGAAAAUUCCAUGGCUAACUAUGACGUCAGACGAGUAUUUCAUCCCAUCUCUGUUCUUGAUGCCAUUGUUCCAGAAAGAUCUGGAGAAGAUGUUCCCCGAGAAAGACGCAGUGUUCCAUCUCCUAGGACGGUACCUAUUUCAUCCCACAAAUCCUGUUUGGGGGCUAAUUACCAGAUACCAUAAAGCUUACCUAGCCGGAGCUGAUGAGAAGAUAGGAAUUCAAGUAAGAGUGUUUGAAGGAGGCCCAUUUAGGCAUGUUCUAGACCAGAUAUUAACAUGUACAAAGGAAGAGAAAAUCUUGCCACCAUUAAUCAAUCAAGAAAAUCAUCCCAACAAUGAUGACAAGAACAACAAGAAGACAAAAGUUGUGCUGAUAACAUCUCUGAGUUCAUGGUAUGCAGACGUGAUUCGAGACAUGUAUUUGUUGUAUCCAACGUUAACCGGCGAGGUAAUCCGAGUUCUCCAGCCGAGUCACGAAGAGUACCAAAAAUCUCGGGAUGGAAUUCACUACAUAAAAUCAUUGGCAGAAAUGUAUCUUCUGGGGAUGAGUGAUAGAUUGGUGACAAGUGGAUGGUCAACUUUUGGAUAUGUGGCUCAGGGUCUUGGAGGUUUGCGCUCAUGGGUUUUGUAUAAGCCGGAAAAUUUCUCAGCUCCUGAUCCGCCAUGCCAGCCUGUCAUCUCCAUGGAACCUUGCUUUCAUCUUCCUCCUUUAGAUCACACCAUGACUGUUGUUCCUUAUGUAAGGCCUUGUGAAGAUAGAAUUAGGGGUCUUAAGCUCUAUCCGGAUAACCAAACAAUAUUAAAAAAUAUUCUUAAUUCUUAAAUUAGAGACUCAGUAAGUAAACGAACUGCUAAUUAUGUACUGAUAAGGAUAUGAUAC